AUGGGCCGCUCCCACGCUUCCAAGUUCUCCUUUCCCCUACCCGGGCGCCGGUCGCAGCCAAAAGAAACUCCACCCAGCCCCAGCCCAUUCCCAGCUGCAGCGCAGCCAUGGCCCUCGCACCUCGAAGAGCCCACGAGUAAAGCCCACCGCGUGCUGGGCACCUCGGAAUCACCCAGCACCUACCGCUCCUCCUCCCGUCACGCGCCCACCAUGCCUGCCAGCCCCGCAUACACCAACCCCACCCUCUCGUCCGAGUCCGGCUACCGUGACAACCACAGCUACGACUACGACUACGAUUACGACUACGACCAUGACGACAGCACCUGGGCAACGGUGACCGACCACGCCAGCCGGCCCGCCAUGUCGAAACGCCCGUCGUCAAACAUCCUGGGCAACGCCAGUAGGGGAACUACACGACGCGGCUCGGACAACAGCUCGGCCAGCUACCGCCUGCAGCCUCAGUCGUCAAACUCCACCAUGCGUUCGCACUACGACGCAAAGGCCUCGCCCCUCUCCAUCUCACAGCAAACCUCCAACUCGGCCGUCCGCGACAUGGCCCUGAGGAGAGGGAAGCCACAGGUAGUCACAGACAGCCGUGGCUAUGCCUACAGUGGCCAUGAAGCCAGUCCAGUAUCGCCCAUGAUGCAUGUCGGGAAACGAGAGCAUCGCAAGACCAAGCCUGCGCGGCUAGAUCUCUCCAAGUUGUUUCCCAAACCAAAGGGCGGAGACGGCCACAGCCACUCGAAUCAACUCCUCUCGCCGGCCAAGAUGGUGAACUCGCCAGCUGCCAUGUCGAUGAAUUCGGAAUAUUUCGCUCAGCCCAUGUCGAGAGAACCUACACCCGCACCAAAAGCGCGCGCAAAGAUAACGCAGCAUGCCACACGGCGGCACGCCGAGCACGCGUCCAUGCCGGCCUCUCCGAAACGACUGUUCAAGCGUGAUGACUACGACAACGCCAAAGUGAAUGUUCGUCGACCCCCAAAGGGUGUACAGCAUUGGUUUGAUGCGCUCGACGAGGAUAGCGAUGAAGCCCUGGAGGAAGCGAGAGCGCCGAUAUAUGCCCCCCAAGCACGGCAACCGAGCAACAGGACAAUGCCCUUCAUGCACAGGACCUCCUUUAGCGGCAUCUACCCAGAGACUGCAACCUCACGUCCUGCUCCACGGGCACAGAAGUCGGUUCCAGGUUUCAACGGCGACUCGUUCUCUCAUGAAGACAUGAUCGAUGUCCACGGGCUGACUUCACCAAGUCAAUUCUCAUUACAUACCCAAAACUCGACCAAGACGAAAGAGUCGACAUGGUCGAAACGCAACCUGCAAGACUCGAGCUGCCUGUCCUUCUCGUCGUCAGAAGACGAGUUCGACGAUGACCGGCAUGCCAUCCGUACCUUCGCCGUUCGGGAGAGCCUCAACAUGGACGACGAUGCUGGCGAGAUUGUCUUCGGACAAGCCCAAGCCUUCGAGGUGCGAUCGAACAGGAUGCCGUUCGAGCGCAAGAUGAGCAUCAUGUCGACAUCGACCAACGCAGCUACAAUCGACAUCAUGUACACGCCAGGACUCGUUUACCCGCCCAACCUUUCGAGGCUCAGCAGCUACAGUGGUAGUAGACGCUCUAGCCACUUGCGGCAGCCUUCUGUUAUACUCGAAGACGAAGAUGACCGCCCCAGAACGGCAGCACACGCGCCGCCUUCUUCGUCGGCAUACAGCACAUACAGCAUGCGGACUUCGGCUAGCGAACCUCAGCCCCGGUCACUAACGACGGAUUGCAAGAUGAUGUCCGUCACUCCUGAGGAAGAAGCUCUGUUGGAGUUGAUGCGAAAGAAGCGUGCCUCGAUGGCAAAGCAGAGCUCAGCAAGCAUGAGCAAGGCCUACAUUGAGCAGGAAGACGAGCGACGGAAAGCCAUCGAGUCGUUGCAGAAAACCGGUCAGACAUCAACCUUCGCAACAGAGACGCUGGUAGCCAGCCCUGUUCGAGUCGUAGAGAUGAAGUCGAAACGAAAGUCGUUGGCUGCAUCUUCGACCUCAUCGCUACACCUAACACCUCCGCCUCGUGGACGGCCCACCAAAACAACCCAUGACGCACACAUGUUCAGCAGCCUCCGCGACAGCUCAGUAAGCGACAACGAGAGUUUCAGCUUCCCUAUCGCCCGCGGUUCGCUCCCCCACCACAUCCCCGCACCUGACGCCUUGUCUCCUCUCGACCCCUUCCCACCUAUUUCACCCUCCCACACCGCAUGCCUGACUUCGCCAACCACUAUCGACCACGUCUCGCCCCUCCCGUCUCCAAUCACACCCGGUCUCCGUGUCGGCGAAAGCCACGACGUCGUCAAGAUCGCGAGCAGCGACACCAGUGCCGACAGUGAAGACAUCGCCACCCUCGAGACGGACCUCCCCGUCCACAUCAUCAAGGCCGCAAAGUCCGUCGAAGCCUUGGAGUCGAACCACCAGCGCCGCCGCACUGCCUCGAGCGAUGCAGACAUGUCGUUUCCUGUUCCUCCCAGCUUUGGUGCCAAGGAUCUUGUCCCCGUGUCUGAAGCGGGCAUCUCAUCGCGAGCUCCGAGCAUCGUCGAGCCCACCACACUUCCCGGGUUGCCAGAGCGGAGCUCAACAAGACAGAACGCGCUCAAGAGAGCGCUGGAGCAGAGGAGCAGACAGAGUAGUGUUGUGUCCAACGCAAGCUCGCGCUCCAACGCGUCAAGCAUGAACGUGUCAAGCUUGCUCACUGGGCGCGAGCGAUCCAGACGUGCUAGCCGGGGAAGCAGCGUGGCGAGUAUGACAAGGAGCAAGGGGAGGAACAGCGCCAGUGAUGAUGUGCUCGCUGCUUGGGGCUCCCUGGGUGGAACCUACUAA
Ascochyta rabiei is the source of this 2847-nucleotide messenger RNA. RefSeq lists its product as uncharacterized. The transcript has a single exon. The record is from RefSeq and is a predicted model, not a curated record. Lineage: Eukaryota; Fungi; Ascomycota; Dothideomycetes; Pleosporales; Didymellaceae. Bases 1 to 2847 code for a protein of 948 amino acids.